Molecule: messenger RNA, 8184 nt
Organism: Closterium sp. Naga37s-1
Lineage: Eukaryota; Viridiplantae; Streptophyta; Zygnematophyceae; Desmidiales; Closteriaceae
Source: the annotation of a GenBank genome assembly
AUGCUGCAGCGCGGUCCUAACCAAACCGUCUCCCGCGCUGCUAUGCCGGCCGUGCAAGGUGCUAGGGUCGGGGGGAACCGUGCGUGUGCGACCGGGCGUCUGGUGGCUGGCGCGUUGGAGGGCGAACGAAUGGGUGCAGAUGGGUCGGAUACGGCACGUGCAGGAGCUGGUGGAGGAGAUUCGCUCGCGCGGACUGCUGCUCAUCGUCGCUGCGUAACAAGCCCCUCGCUGCUUCUCAAUCUGCCGGUGGCCCUCGGGAUCUUUGAGUCGACGCAGACAUCCGUCCCCCCUCCCCACCAUCCCUUUCCUCAUUACCCCCCAUCCCACCCAACGCCACCUGACGCCAGUAACAAGCCCCUCGCUGCUCCUCAACCUGCCGGUGGCCCUUGGGAUCUAACAAGCCCCUCGCUGCUCCUCAACCUGCCGGUGGCCCUCGGGAUCCUCGCAGCCGCUCGCUGGCUCAUGCUCGAGGCACAGGCGCGGGCCAAUGCCAGCCUGCCACGUGUGCACUACGAGCAGGUGCACGCGCCCUUCCAGCCAAUCACGUCUUCCGGCGCUCUCCCGCGACCGUCAGAACCGGCCGGGCUGGCGAUGGUGGGAUCACCGGUGGUGGAAGCCUCUCUUGACGAGUUUGUGCGCUCCAUUAUAAGGGACUUUGUGACGAACCAGUUCUAUGCGUACCUGACACCGGACAGGGACCGGAGGAGCUGCGGUGCGUGCUGCUGGCCGUGCUGGGGGAGGUGGCACGGCGGGCCAAGCGGGGACGUAGUGGGGGCGGUGGUGGGGGCAAUGGAGCAGUACCAGCGUGCGUGUGCGGACAUGGGCGAGGGCGAGGGCGAGGGGGGACGGGUGGCAGCAGGGGAGAGGGAGGAGCGUCUCAAGCACACCCUGGGCGCGUCUGGUGACCUGCACCCCGCAUGCCUCUCUGUGGAGUGCGAGUACAAGGUGGGGGGGGGGGAUGCGUGGGUGGGUGCGUGCGUGGCCGUGGCCGUGGCCGUGUGCGUGGGCGUGUGCGUGGGCGUGUGCGUGGGCGUGUGCGUGUGCGUGUGCGUGGGCGUGUGCGUGUGCGUGGGCGUGUGCGUGUGCGUGUGCUUGUGCGUGUGCGUGGCCGUGUGCGUGUGCGUGGGCGUGUGCGUGGGCGUGUGCGUGUGCGUGGGCGUGUGCGUGUGCGUGUGCUUGUGCGUGUGCGUGGCCGUGUGCGUGUGCGUGGGCGUGUGCGUGUGCGUGGCCGUGUGCGUGUGCGUGGGCGUGUGCGUGUGCGUGUGCGUGGCCGUGUGUGUGUGCGUGGGCGUGUGCGUGGGCGUGGGCGUGUGCGUGUGCGUGUGCGUGGGCGUGUGCGUGUGCAUGUGCUUGUGCGUGUGCGUGUGCGUGGCCGUGUGCGUGUGCGUGGGCGUGUGCGUGGGCGUGUGCGUGUGCGUGGGCGUGUGCAUGUGCGUGUGCUUGUGCGUGUGCGUGGCCGUGUGCGUGUGCGUGUGCGUGGGCGUGUGCGUGGGCGUGUGCGUGUGCGUGUGCGUGGGCGUGUGCGUGUGCGUGGGCGUGUGCGUGUGCGUGUGCGUGGGCGUGUGCGUGGGCGUGGGCGUGUGCGUGUGCGUGUGCGUGGCCGUGUGCGUGGGCGUGUGCGUGGGCGUGUGCGUGGGCGUGUGCGUGUGCGUGGGCGUGUGCGUGUGCGUGUGCUUGUGCGUGUGCGUGGCCGUGUGCGUGUGCGUGGGCGUGUGCGUGUGCGUGGCCGUGUGCGUGUGCGUGUGCGUGGGCGUGUGCGUGGGCGUGUGCGUGUGCGUGGGCGUGUGCGUGUGCGUGUGCUUGUGCGUGUGCGUGGGCGUGUGCGUGUGCGUGUGCGUGGGCGUGUGCGUGUGCGUGGGCGUGUGCGUGUGCGUGGGCGUGUGCGUGUGCGUGGGCGUGUGCGUGUGCGUGUGCGUGGGCGUGUGCGUGUGCUUGUGCGUGUGCGUGGGCGUGUGCGUGUGCGUGUGCGUGGGCGUGUGCGUGUGCGUGGGCGUGGGCGUGUGCGUGUGCGUGGGCGUGUGCGUGGGCGUGUGCGUGGGCGUGUGCGUGGGCGUGUGCGUGUGCGUGGGCGUGUGCGUGUGCGUGUGCAUGUGCUUGUGCGUGUGCGUGGGCGUGUGCGUGUGCGUGUGCGUGUGCGUGGGCGUGUGCGUGUGCGUGGGCGUGUGCGUGUGCGUGUGCGUGGGCGUGUGCGUGUGCGUGUGCUUGUGCGUGGGCGUGGGCGUGUGCGUGUGCGUGGGCGUGUGCGUGUGCGUGGGCGUGGGCGUGGGCGUGGGCGUGUGCGUGGGCGUGUGCGUGGGCGUGUGCGUGGGCGUGGGCGUGUGCGUGUGCGUGGGCGUGUGCGUGUGCAUGGGCGUGUGCGUGUGCGUGGGCGUGUGCGUGUGCGUGUGCGUGGGCGUGUGCUUGUGCGUGUGCGUGGGCGUGUGCGUGUGCGUGUGCGUGGGCGUGUGCGUGUGCGUGGGCGUGGGCGUGUGCGUGGGCGUGUGCGUGGGCAUGUGCGUGUGCGUGUGUGGUGAGGAAGCUAGUGGCGGCACUGCUGGCGCUGGUGGUGCCAGCAAGCGACGCACAGAGCAAGGUGGUGCGCUGCAUGGCUCGCAAGCUCCUCUCCUGCUGCGUGCUGCUGCCCUCCCUCAGACAGGCCAACCCCCGGUAAUCGCAGUGCUUCACACCUUCCCAUGUCUCCAGCACCGGUCAGCAGCAUCUGGGCCGCUCCUGGCUGCUUCCGUGUCCCCGCUGAGUGCUGCGGCUGCUUCCCUUCGACAGCAGCGGCAGCAACGGCAAGAGCAGUGGCAACAGCAACAGCAACAGCAGCAGCAGCGGCAGCAGCAGCCGCAGCAACAACAACAGCAGCAGCAGCAGCAGAAUCAUGGGCCAUCACAGCAGGAGUUUUCACCCCAGCAUGGAUCAUUGCAGGGCAUGGGCUCGCGGAUGGGCUCCUCCCUGAGGAGGCGAAUCCCUCGCAGCCGCAGCAGGCGCAUGCGGGCCACAGGCUCACCCAGUGGAGGCGCAUUCGGGGGAGGCGUAUCUGGCCCAGGUGGGACGUUCGGGGCAGGUGCGCCGGGUGCAGGUGGGAUGGAUGGGAGAGGUUCGUUAGGGGGAGGUGUAUCUGGUACAUCUGGUGGGAGGGGCAGCAGCAGCAGCAUGCAGCGGCGUGCUGUGUUGGGGUUGGGGGGAGACAGUGCGGGGGACGAUGACAGCCUAGCAGAGGGCACGAGCGAUGGAGGCGUGGUGGGCAUGGGCUUCAGCACAGAUGAGGAAAACGGCUCUGCAGAUAACUCUUAUCAUGCUGGCCGUGCUGCUGCUGCUGCUGCUGCUGCUGCUGCUGCGGGUGCAGGUGGCAGUCGGGGUGGUGGAGGAGGUGACAAGCGCAGGCUUAAUGGAAGGUCGGGGGCAGCAGAAUCGCCUCAGAAUGCGCCUUGUCAGGAUAAGCCUCCCCCUGGGCUGCUGCAGCCUAUGAGCGCCAAUUCAUCCCUGGCGUCCCUGGCCCCUCAGCUUAUCGCUGCCACGCCCCUCCCCCUGCAACCCUCUGGCCCUUCCGGUGGCUUUAGUGGCUCUGCUGGGUUUGGGGGUUCGGGUUUGCUCGUCGGGUUUGGAGGGUCGGGUGGGUCUGCUGGUGGUGGUUUUGGGAGCCAAGGCACCCUGAGCAGCAGCGGCGAGAAGCAUGGGGAUUUGUUGUUGCACUCCCACCAGCCCUCAAGCAAUUCGGGCUAUGCCCAGCCUGCUGCACCUGCUGCUGCUAGCGCAGCAUCCCUUCACAUUCCGCCUCCUCCUGCUGGUGCAUCUGGUCCGUUUGUUCAUCCCAGUGAUGGGGCUUCUGUGGCUGCGACUGAAGGGGCUUAUGGGGCAGGGCAGCGGCGGGGGAGAAAGGCAGGGAGCGCUUGGGAGGGGGAGGGGAAGGUGGUUGGCCGGGUGAAGAGCGAGCCGUGUGAAGGGAGUGAAAGGGGUGCGGGUGGGAGGGGCAAGGGUGAGGAGGGUGCAGUGCGGUUACCGGGUGAUGACGCGGACUUUGCGCAGGCGUUACAGCGGUACGAGCAGCGGCAGCUGCAGGUGCUGGAUAGCGAGCAGAUUGAUCAGCUCUGGUACACUGACGGGGUGCACUCCCACUGGCACGGCCACAGCCACAGCCACAGUCACAGCCACAUCCAAAGUCACUGCCACAGCCACAGCACGCAGGCGGUUGGGAACACGCACGCAGGCAGGCAUGAUAGCAAGGAGUUUCUUCAGAAUGGCAGCCACAGGAAGGAUUCUGAUCGGAAUGGCAGGGAGGAGCCAGGUUGGAAGGGCGACACGCACGGAGGCGAGAGUCAGGGAGGACCUGCGACUGGGGAGAAGCAAGGAGUUCUGGCGGAGAGCCACAAGCAGCAUCAGCAGCAAGUGCAUGAGUCCACGAGGAGCAAGAGAGAGCGGGAGCGGCCCGUGAAAGGGCAGGAAGUUCUGAGGUGUGGAGAGAGAGCGGUGAAUGGGCAGGAUGCGGUUGUGAGGGGUCAAGAUGGGGUUCAAGGACGGCAGGGGCCAGCAUUGGACGGGCUCAGGGAAUUCGCUGCUGAUAGAAAUGCUGUUGGUGGUGCUGGCAGCUGUGGUGGUGGGGGGUAUGUUAGUGCUGGAAGGGAGGAGAGAACAAGGGAGAACGUGCGAGAGAUGCUGUGGGGGUCUCUGUGCUCGGACGAGGAGCUUGGCGGUUUCAAGAGAGCUGCUGCUCGUGUAGGUGGUAACCCUGUUGGAGCUGGUAACCGCAAUGCAGGUGGUAACCGCAACGAUGGCGCACGCAGCGGGAGGUGGAGCGAGGAGCUGGAGAUAGGGGUGGCGGUGCGUGGGCUGGGGUUUCUGGUGGAGCAGUCUCCUGGUACAAUGCAGAUGAUGCACAGGAAGGGCGCUGGUGGGAUGGGAGAGGACGGUGCAGGAGCAGGAGAGCGAGGAGGAGGAGGAGGGAAAGUAAGAGGAGGCACGGAUCUUUCUCCUGUAGACGAGCUUGGAAGGGUGAGGCAGGGAGUGGGUUCGAGCACAGGAGGGGCGAAGGCGGUGUCAGGGGCGCAGCAGUUGCAGGCUCAAGGCGGCUGGGCGGGUGGCACAGAUGGCGCAGGUACAGUGGGUAAAUCACAGGUGGCUGCUGCAGGUGCAGGGACUACUGCAGUGGCUGCAGCCGCGAAAGGAGCAGCCGGAGUGGUUGAUGAGAGAAACCGAACCCACGGUGAGACGAGGCCCAGUGCAGGGUCAUCAGCAGGAGGAGCAGGAGCAUCGGGGUCUUGGCUGAGCUUCAUAGGUGCUGGGCCAAGGUCAGACCCUGGAGGCAGAGCCGCCGGUGCAGGCAGGGACACGGCUGGAGCUGCAAACACAGUGGCUGGGGGAAUGGGACCUCAAGAGGGGGUGCGUGCAGGGGUGGGGCGUGGGCAGGGGAGUUCGGUUUCAGGGGCAGGGGGGCGUGCAGGGUCUGCCUCCCAAGGGGAUGGGGGUGGGGAUGAUGCGCGGUCGGUGCUAUCUGCUGCUGCUGCCACUGCUGGGUGGGUGGAGCGGAAUCUGGCAGCGUUUGGGCUUGCUGGCGCGUUUGGUAUGAAAGGUGGUGGUGAUGGGGGUGGUGCGGGUGAGAAAGGGGGGAAGGGAGGGGCGAGUGGUGGGGAGGUGGGUGGGGUGGGUGGGGGUGGGAGUGGGGAUGACAGGGUUCUGCUGGCUGAAGCAGCCGAGAGGGAUCCGUUGAGUGUGGUGCGGCAGUGGGAGGAGGAAGAGGAGGUGGAGGGAGUGAGGGAGACGCGUGAGUGGGAGAAGCAGGAGGAGCGGCAGCAGGAGCAGAAGCAGCAAAAGCAGAGGUGGCAACAGCAGCCAGGGGUGGUGCAGGGAUGGCAAUCGGAAGACGGGCCUGGGGAAUCGAAGUAUGCGGCAGGAACCUUCUUAGACUUGGAAGGUUUAGGCAUGGAAGAGGAGGAGGAAGAGGAGGAAGGAGGAGGGCUGCUGCUGAGCGCGCGUCUGAAGAAAGGGCGGGGAGCGAUGCGUGCAUGGGACGGCCCUGGUUGUAGAAACAGGGGCACUGGCGAUGCAAUGGCAGGAGGGAUGGGGGGAGUGGGUGGAAUGGGGUUAGUGGUGGGAGGGGAGGAGGGGAGGGGGCAAGGGCUGCGGCCGGCGUGGUUGCUGGAGAGUGAGUGGCUGCAGCAGCAGCAGCAGCAGCGGAGGGAGGAGGAGCAGGCUCAGCUGGAGAUGCAGCAGUACCUGGGCAUGGGGCAUGGGGGUGAUGGCAGGGGGCAGGGUGGUGGGAGCAGGGGCGGGGAGCAGAGCAAGGAGAUGCGCUCGUUUGGAGAGGGAGGCGAGGGCAGACAGAUGCACGCUCAGAUCGUGGGGGCGUUCUCAGCAGAAGCAAGGGGCGAGGCCAUAGUGGGCUACUCCAUCGCAGUCACGGGCCUCGAUGGCUCCGCAUGGAUCGUCCGACGCAGGUACCGCAACUUCUGGCAGCUGCACCAGCAGCUGAAGCGCCGCAGCCCGUCAGCAGGCAGCCUGCAGCUGCCGCCCAAGCGGUUCUUCCACGGCGGGCGGGACGAGGAGCUCAUUCGGGACCGGCUGCUGCAGCUGGACGCUUAUGUCAAGGGCAUCAUGGCUCGGGAGGAGCUGGCCACAUCGCCAGAGGUUAUCGACUUCCUCUCCCCUGACUCCAAGGCAUUUGAGUCCCACAUCACCGUGUCAAAGGCCAUCUCUUUUGCCUUGAGCGUGGAUGAAGUGACAGAUGAUCUGCAGUGGCAACGUGUUAAAAGCACGUCUCAGCUGCAGCUGCUCUCCACCAUUGCUACUAACGGGGAUGACACCAGCUCUGUUGCCACGUCCCCUCGCUACAAUCACCCCCCCGCCCGACAAACCAGCAGCCGCCACGUGGCAGGCGUGGGUGAGGAGGAGGCGGUUAGAAGAUCAGGAUUUGGACGACAGAGGCAAGAAUUUGGCAGUGAUGGGAGUGGGAGGAGUGGAGAAGGAGGUGGUGGGGUGUAUAGAGUGGGUUUGCGCGGUCAAGAAGAGUUGAGGAUGGUGAAAGGGGAGAGCCGUCCUUCUACUGUUUGGGAGGGAGUAGGGGAGUGGUCAGAGGAGGUUCAAGAAGAAGGGUGUGAGACGGAGGAGGAGGAGGAGGAGGAGGAGGGCGAGGGUGGGGUGUUUGAAGAGGAGAGGAGGGGUGCUUGGGCUGGACGGGAGAUUUGCAGUGAGGGAGGGAGGCGUGUGGGACCAAGAGGUGGGAGCAUGGUGGAUGGAGGCAUGAGCGGUGGAGGUGUAGGGAUGGGCGGGGAGAGGGAGGCGGAUGAUGAUGUGUUGAGCUAUGGGUCGAGGCAGAGCCUUGGCGGGAUGGAGUAUGCCCUUCAGAUGGCGCAGGAGGGAGGUGCACAGGCAGCAGGGGGGGAAGAGGACGAGGGAGGAAGGGUGAAUCGGCAAAAGCUGCAGCAGCGGCAGCAGCAGAGUGGAAGUUCGUGUGAGAUCUCUGAGGAUGAUGACCUCCGUCAACAGGGUGCUGCCCGUGUGCGUGGUGAUGGGCAUGGGGAUGGCGUAGGAAGCGGGCAAGGCGGGUCAGGUUUUGUUGGGAGAGGAGAAGCUCCUGCAGGGAUUUUCGAAGCAGAUGGUGAUGGUGAUGGUGAUGGUGAGGACGGGGAGGAGGAGGAGGAUGAGGAUAGGGUGAUGGUGGAAACAGCUCUUCCACGUGGUUUGCAUGUGCCAGCAGAGCAAGGAGGCGCUGUGGGGCGAGGAGCUGAGGAAAGGGAUGGCUCUGUUAGAAGGCACAAUGAGGGGAGUGCAUUGGAUGCCACCGUUCCUGCCGAUGUAAGUCACAUAGUUCACCAGCAGAAUCAGCGCUGUGAAUCCCUUGUGCAUGUUUUAUUGCUUGUUUCCUUCAUUCCCAUUCGUCUUUCAAUGCGUCUACCGUUCUUCACAUGUGAUCCGUUCUCUCUCCCUCUCUACCCAUGCAUCUUGGCCGUGCCCGGCUGGGUGCCUUGCCAUGCCAUGGCACAGUGGACUGCUGCAAAGCUGAGUGCGCCACUGCUGCGGCUGGUGGAGGUGCUGCUGCACCUCGACGCCCACGGCUGGAUUAGGCGGCAGGUGGUGUGGGUGGCGAGGCAGGUGUUGGAGCUGAGCAUGGGGGAUGCCAUCGAUGACUUCCUUCUCUCACAGAUCCAGAAGCUCCGCACGGAAACCACCGUCGCCACCAUUAUUCGAUCUCUGCACCAGGUCUGA